AUGAGUGUAAGCGACCAGAGUCCGGAAUCGGAGCUAAGAAAGGAAAGGAAAUUUAGUCGAUGCUCCGUUUGCAGCGCCUUUUCGGCUGGCUGCCAUUUCGGUGCCGUCGCGUGUAAAGCAUGUAAGAAAAACUUGCAAGUAUCGAAUGUGGCAAAAAACGGAAUUGCAAAGAAAAAAAUCUUUUUCAGCAAUAAAAAUUCUUCUUUACAGAAGAAGCCUGUGUUCUCCUUUGUACGGUCAAAAUAAAUAUUAUGAAAACGCUUUAUCAUAUCCAUUUUAGGUGCCGCGUUUUUUCGAAGAGCCAUCACCGACAGCCGCGCGUAUCAAUGCCAGCAAAACGAAGAAUGUCCCAUAACGUGGAGUAGGCAUACUUUUAACUACCGUAAAACAAAUCUCCGUGCAAUUAAAUGUGGAAAAAUAUAUAUAUAACGCCUUUGCAAAGACCUUGUAAUUUAAAAAAUAAUAAGGCCUCAAGAGUCACUUACGAGCCAAAAUGGCAUUCUUUAUGUAUGUGUAAAAAAACCUUUCUAUAACAAAUACAUUUGCUUGAUCCCGUGAGACUCGUCGUAUAGAGAUUCGGCCCUUUGAGAUUUGCUAUAUAGAUAUUUGAUGAGUGUAUUUUCGAGUUAUUACAAGUAUAUUCUCAGCUGACAGAACCGUCUGCAGAUCGUGCCGUUUCGAUAAAUGCUUGGCUGCUGGUAUGUUGCCGGAAAGUAAGUGGCUUCCCUUUUCUUGAUCUCGGUCGAUAACGUUCCGUAUUUUUUGUACACUAUCGCCAAGAAAAUCGCUACAACCAUUUAUUUUUAGGAGUCCAAAAGAAGCUUGACAAGUUUGGCACAACUUCCAGUAAGACAUCCGCAAUUGAUAGCGGAGUAAACUUGUCUGGCGAAAGCUUCUCCAGUGCCGAUUCAAGCCCCAAAAAGAAACGAAAAUCAAAGGAUUCGUACAAAAAUCGGAAGCGUCUCAACUCCUCAGCCACGGAGCGAAUCAUGGAAGGGCUCGAUUACUAUUGGGAGGAGCAGAAAAGGGAAUUCUACAGGGCGAAUCCCGAGAGAAUGGACGAUAAAAAACACGAGUUCCCCAAGAGUACGGUAGCCUCGCACAUCGAGAGGCAAAUGAGAUUGUUGGGCAUGACUUACGAAAUGAUGGAACAAUUCUUCGAGGGCUAUGAUGAGUUGAGUGCGGAGCAAAAGGUGAGAGCAUUUGUAAUAUGUGUCUGGGUGUAUGGUGAAUAAUCCUUACGGCUUUAAAUUUUGUCUACAAAUUGCCCAGGACCACUGCUAUUUUGCAAAAAUUGUUAUUUAAAAUUGUUCUUUAUAUUAGAUAUAGUCAUUGUUAUAAAAACCUUGCAGGCCCGGGUAAACGAACAAAAUGACAUGAUCUUCCCGCCGUUCGAAGUGGCCUACAAUACUUCCAGAUUCUUUCCCAAACACGACGACAACCGAAUCCUGUACGGAUAUGACGACAUGGUCGAUGCUGGCAAGCUGGAUGAAUUUUUUCGCGAUGACAAACAUCCAGAACAAUCGAAGGAGUGAGCAUAUUUUACGUAGAAUGCAAUACUGCACAUAUAUAAUAUACGUGUACAUGUUUCAGAAUCUACGAACCAUAUACGCAAAUGCUGCUCAAUUUCAUCAAAAAAUUCAAAAAAUUGCAAGUUACAAAAUUUGAGGUAGCAGCAAUGGCUGGAAUCAUUUUUUGGACUGAAGGUUUGUUUUUUGGCAUUGAUAAAAGAACCUCGCAAUUUUAGUGAAAACUCUCUAUCCAAUAGAAAUUGCUUACAAAAUGCAUGAUAAGCUGGCGUAUGAGCUCACAAACUACUGUAAGAAGGAAUACGGAGAGGAUAAUUAUCGGUACGGAAAGUUGUUAUUACUCCGGAGAGAUGCGGAGGUAAGUAAAUAUAUCGCGGUUUCGUUUGAUAAAGCCUCCGCCGAAUCCUCCGCCGGGGAAAAAACACGAAAUUUUUGCCAUCUGUGCAUCGGAUGACAACAAAAAUCACCCCAACCUCUUUUCCAACAUGAAUUGCAACAGCCGAAGGCCCAAAACAACGUCCGCCGAAAUCUGAGGUCUCCGCCGCGCCUCCGCGGAUUGCGCAAAAUCGAAAACGCAAAAAAGCAUACCGUAAAAUCCACGGAGGUUUAACGCAAACUUGAUUUUAGCCGUUGCAACGGCGUUUCCGCCACGUAAUACGAUGUGAUUUUUAAAAAAGGCCCUAAUUUUCUUCGCCGAGAAAUGGGCCCUCCGCCGACGAAAAAAAAUUUUUUAGAGAUUCUAAAAAAGCACGACGUCAGUUUUUAGAAGCAAAAAGAAAUUCGUUGAUAUCAGUCUGUCGGGAAAAUAACGGCGGGUCGUCGCGCUUUGGAAUCGCCCAUCAUCGCUUUGCGACGACUGCAAGCCGCGGCUUGGGAUUUGGUGCGCGAUAGCGGCGAGACGAGACAUUUUGCUGCGACGAUCCGCCGUUAUUUUCCCGACAGACUGAUAGCUGCAAAGAACACAAAGAUAUAAGCAAAUAAUUUGUUCCAAAUUUCUUGAAACAUCCUGUACAUAAACCUCUGUUGCGCACUGUCAAUUUAACUGUAUUGCGGAUACUUUUUUCAGAAGCUGGGAACAGUCCUAAAAGAAAACUAUGUUAUGAGUGCUUUCGACAAUAAGCAUUAUGAUGACUAUUAUAAACUCUCCGCUCAAUUCUACAACAUCAAGUUGGAGCGUGAAGAAGACGAGAGGAGAUGGUCAUCAUAG
Messenger RNA from Bursaphelenchus xylophilus (pine wood nematode), 2736 nucleotides. NCBI's taxonomy places the organism in Eukaryota, Metazoa, Nematoda, Chromadorea, Rhabditida, Aphelenchoididae. The record is from the annotation of a GenBank genome assembly.